Messenger RNA from Ostrea edulis (European flat oyster), 5480 nucleotides. Its product is annotated as F-box/LRR-repeat protein 14-like. Gene Ontology annotation, cellular component: SCF ubiquitin ligase complex. NCBI's taxonomy places the organism in Eukaryota, Metazoa, Mollusca, Bivalvia, Ostreida, Ostreidae. The record is from RefSeq and is a predicted model, not a curated record. Bases 41 to 1252 code for a protein of 403 amino acids. Gene Ontology annotation, molecular function: protein binding. Gene Ontology annotation, biological process: SCF-dependent proteasomal ubiquitin-dependent protein catabolic process. The transcript has a single exon.
ACGAUACCAAUCACGUGAUACAACACGGAAGCCAUGCAAGAUGGAAAGAAAGGGCGGAAAGCCCAAUCAACACAUCUCAUGUUUAUUUCCUGAAGUUUUAACAAUUAUAUUUAGUUAUUUAAGUGUCAGAGACAAAGGUCGUGUUGCGCAGGUGUGUGUUAAAUGGCGAGAUGUGGCCUACAACCGCUGUGUCUGGAGGGGAGUGUGCGCGAAAUUGCACCUUCGCCGGGCAAAUCCGUCUUUGUUUCAAAGUCUGGUUAAACGUGGUGUAAAGAGAUUGCAGAUUCUCAGCCUGAAACGAAGCUUACGUGACGUAGUGGUGGGAAUUCCCAACGUGGAAACCCUGAACCUGAGCGGGUGUUUCGUGGUAACGGAUCAUGCCUUAGGACAUGCAUUCUCGCAGGAUCUGCCAUGCAUGACGGUUUUGAACCUCAGUCUUUGCAAGCAAAUUACGGACAAUAGUUUAGGAAGAAUAGCUCAGUAUUUAACGAAUCUAGAAAUUCUGGAAUUAGGUGGGUGUAGCAAUAUCACAAAUACUGGUCUUUUGCUCAUAGCAUGGGGUCUUCGCAAACUUAAGACUUUGAAUUUACGAAGUUGUCGACACAUAUCAGACGUUGGGAUUGGUCAUUUAGCCGGGAAUAGUCCAAACGCUGCUGCUGGAACGUUAGAACUAGAAAACUUGGGAUUACAAGAUUGCCAGAAAUUAACUGAUCUCUCAUUAAAACAUGUCAGUAGUGGACUGGUCAGGUUAAAAGUGUUAAAUUUAAGUUUCUGUGGGGGUGUGACUGAUGGCGGGGUGAAAUUCUUGGCCAAAAUGCAGACUUUACGAGAAAUAAACCUUAGAAGCUGUGAUAAUAUUAGUGACUUUGGCCUGGAGUACUUGGCAGAAGGGGGUUCACGUAUAACAACCCUCGACGUUAGUUUCUGUGACAAAGUGGGAGAUGAAGGCCUGGUUCAUCUAGCUCAAGGAUUAUUUAGCCUCCGAAACAUUAGUCUAUCUGCUUGUAAUAUAAGUGACGAUGGACUUAGUCGCCUGGUGAAUACAUUACAAGAUAUUACGACUUUAAACAUUGGCCAGUGUGUAAGAAUUACUGACAAAGGGUUAAGUUUAAUUGCUGAGCAUCUAAAGAAUCUCCAGUCUAUUGAUUUGUAUGGAUGUACCCGAAUAACGACAGUCGGGCUGGAGAGGAUAAUGCAGCUCCGAGGAUUGACUACUUUAAAUCUUGGCCUGUGGCACAAAGGUGAAAUCUAGGUCAUCUUUGGAGGGUUGUGGCCAGUAACUAGGCCUCUCACACCAGGUGCUCUGUGGGGUGUUCAUUGUGCUUUAAUAUGUCUUGCCAAACUGACUUUUUUGUUGAUUUGAUAUCAUUUUAGUUUUUGUUACUGGUUGUAAAGACAGAAUAUAUUUUUGUGUUUGAGUUUGAAAUGUUUUAUACUGUUUUUGUUUGUUUGUUUUCUCUUUGAGUGCUAUAUGUAAUAGUUCUAUGCACUGUUUUUUCCCCUCUUCUAUGCGAUUUAAUAUAGCAAGCACACAUUUAUAAAGGCUGAGUUUGUAUUGGGUGUGAUUUUGGUGGCAUUUGUUCAUGUGAAAUUGAUUUUGUUAUAUGCAGUCCAGUUAUUUUGCUGUCCUGGUUUAAAAUUACAUAACAUUACUGAAUUUACAGUUUCCUUUACUAUAGAUAUGCUACAGGUAUAUUGUACAGUUUUUCAUAUACAGAGGUAAAUCUAUUGUUAUUGCACUGUAACAAGAUUUUUUAUGUCAAACUUUCAGUCCACACUCAGUAUUUUGUAGAUGUACAAGGCUAGCAUCCGACAUGUUAAGUACUUAUCUAGCAUUCGUAUUUGUGUUUGUAUUAGUGCUGUGAAGUGUUGAAUAUGACACUGUAUACAGGGACAUAUUCUUCCUGUGUCCGUACUACCCAAAUUUCAGGGAUUUAUGGCGAUUCUUUUUUUCUACAUGUAAAGGGUAACUUCCCCCUUUGACAACAAAUGAAUAUUUCCCCUUCCAUGGUUAAAAAUUUCCCUUCAUUCAUAGAAACGACAUAAAAUUUUAUGAGAAUUUUAACAAAAAUCACUUUUAUAUAUAUUCAAAGUCAUUUUCUAUAAUGGACAAUGUAUAUAUAAUGAUGAGUUUUGAGAUAUUAUUAUCUGAGAUUGUACCCCAAACUCUUCCCAUCCACAGGAGGCUCAUGACUGCAUUCUCAAAAAUUCUCCUAAAUAUGAAAUGGACAGAAACAUCUAAAAGCUGGAUUAAAUACUGAAUUUAACACUGGACGAAUGAUGUGUAUUGAAUUGCAUUCAUUCAAUUACUUGGGACUGAUUAAUGAUUUCCCCCAAAAUUGUGUUUUCCACCUUUAAAGGGACUGAUUCACGAUUUUCCUCAAAAUUUUCUUUUUCACUUUUGAUGAUCAAAAUCUACUGUCUAAUGUAUUUAAAAGAUUUCACAUAAAAAUUAAGGUUAUACAUUAUCACAGAAGCUCAUUUUAGAGAGUUUAUUAUUUGUUUUGUAAACAGAGAUUGUGGUAUGUUAUUGUUUCCGAAAUUUUCAAAAGAAAUGUAUUUUGAUCUAAAUUUAUUAUAUCUGUCACAUUUCAAGCAAUGUUGGGGUAAAACGUGUUAUCUAAUAGUAAAAGUUUUUGACUGUGCAAAAUUAAGAUGCUUUAUAUUACAAAAUCAAUAUUUCACUUGUUUGUUUGUAUACAUAAAAUGACUCGAGUCUUUGUUUACAUAACACAGAUUUAAGGCUAAAAUAUUGCUUUUAUUGUUGCAUUCAGAAGGUCAAAAUUUUGGCUGUCAACAUUAAAUGAGUUAUAUUUUAAAUGUUUAACAUCAAAAAUGAAAAAUAUUUUCAUCAAAAAUCGUGAACCAGUCCCUUUAAGGAUCAAAUUCUACUAAUUUUAAUUUCAUUAAUUAAUUAAAAGUCUUGCAUAUGACAGAAGCUCGUUAUAGAUUUUAUUAUUUGUUAUGUAAACAAAGACUGGGGUGUGUUACUGUUUACAAAGUUUUAAAAAUGAAUUAUGGUUAUCAAUCCAAGUUUAUGAUAAAUAUCACAUUUCAAAUUUUUUUUUUAGAUAAAAUGUGUCCCUUAAAAGUUAGAUUUGUGUCUACAAAAUUAGGAUGCUUUAGAUGAGUAAAUGAACGUUUCACCAGUUUGUUUGUAAACAUAAAUAACGCUCAAGUCUUGUUUACAUAACAGAGUUAAGGCUAAAACAUUGCUCCUAUCCUUUCAUUAAGGUGGUGUACAUCGUCAUAAUGACUGACUUUCUUGUAAAACAUAACUGGAAAUAUAAAUGUCAGCAAUAUUUGUCUAUCCUGUUGAAAUAGGUUAGCAUAUUGACUGCUGAUCUGUAGAUCAUGGGUUGGAGUCCAACAGGGUUUUAAUUUUUUCCAAAUUACUUUUUACUGAAACUGCACUUUUUGACUAUAUUAAAUCGAAAGUUUUCAAUAUCAAAAAUAUUGUACAUAUCCUCCACUUUUCAUCCUUAUAAAAUUUCCCUGGUGUUUUCCUCCCUAACAAGGUCCAAAUUUUGGUUGUCAACUUUAAAUGAGAUAUCAUUUUUAAUGUACAACAUCCAAAAUAAAUUUUUAUUUUUUUUUUGGUUGUAAAAAUGAACCAAUCCCUUCAAGGCACAGUGUAGGUCUUUGAGCAAAUUAAAACAUGGGUGAAUUCAUUUUCCUUGGCUGAAAAUAACUCUGAAGAUUUCCCUGUAUACAGUGUGUAUAUUCCAUAUAAUUUAGUAAUUAGAAUAGUGCUAUUAAUUUGCAUAACUUUAAUUUUGUAGUCUGCAACUUCAUACAUGUUUGUUUUAAGGUCUGAAUUUGUUUAGGAGAUUUACGCCCUGAAAUGCUGCUUAGUAAACAUUGAUCAGUUUUAUGCUGAAUUGUUCUACAAAGUAAUGUAGUAAGAUCAUACAGUAAUUCAGACUGGAUGAAGGGUUAUGUCUGCUGUCAUGCUUAUUCAUUCAUUGAUAAGUUUAGCAUGAACACAUGAUGUGUUAAUCAACUUUUUAAAGAAAAUGAAAUGUAAAUUUUUGAUAUUAAAGAAUGUACUUAAACAUAAUACAGUACAGAAAAAAAGGGAUUGAUACUUAAUUACUUUUGCAAUAUAUUUUACAUUUUAUUUGAAAUUGUGAUAAUGCAUGAAUCCAGAAAUUUUCUUUGGAGGAGAGGGGGAAGGUCUCACCCCAUGUAAUUUUUUUUUUCGGGGGGGGGGGGGGGGGGGGUAGACCUAUAACACUUACAGGAACUAACAUUCAAUAUUUUACAACUGAAAUUGCUUAAAAAUAGGCAAAUUGAUAUGUAUUUUUAUUUUUACCAGUCGUGAGAGGAUAGGGUCCAGUCCCCACUGAUAUAUAUGUGUGUGUGAUUGUAGUUCAUUUAUCACCAUUUUUUGUCACAAGGUUCUAAGAUUUGAAAAUGCAAAAUUCCUGCAAGUUUUUUUUUAUGGGCAAUUAUAUAUAUACAUUGGUAUCUAAUGCCAAAUAAUGUACAUGAGAUUACAGUAAAACACUAUGUACAUAAACCCUAUGUGCUAAAUCAUGUGAUGCUUUUAAAUUAGUAUUUUAUUUUUUCUGGGAAAGCUUCAUUUUGCAGAAAGUCUCCUUUUAUUAAAGUGUAUUUGAUUAAAAAAUCAGUCUGAACCAUAGUGUUAUUUAGUCCUUUUGUCUCCUGUGAAUAUAGAUGUGCAUCUCCAUAUAUAUAUACAUACAUAUAUAUGUAGUAAUAAAAAUAUCACAGAGCCGGUUGAGUAUACUUGAUUAGUUUCUUUAAUUCUUCAGGGCUGUUCAUUUUUGUAAUAUUUAUAUUAUGCAUAUACACACACAGUGAAACCUAUGUAAUAUUUAUAUUAUACAUAUACACACACAGUGAAACCUAUGUAAUCUCAGUGGGACACAAUUUUUAAAAAAAAAAAAAAAUUUUGGUCGGAAUACACGGUAUGUCAGGAUAAACAAUGUAGAAAAAAAAUAUGAUAAUAAGGAUCGAAAUGCCCUGUGAAACGGAUUGCACAGUUUUUAUUGUGUGUGUGUAUAGAUAUAUAUAUACAUAUUUGUACAACUAAUUCAAAUUUGAUUUAUGAAGUUUACUAACACUGAGUUGUAUACAUUUAUAUUAUAAUUUUGUGCAUAGAUUUGAUUAUAAUGUUCAUGUAAUACUAUGUAAAUAUCAAUUGGUGCAUUGUACAAUGUACACAAGUGUAUCGACCUGUAUUUCAGUACACCAGUGUAUCCAUCUACCCAUGUUUGAGUAUAUAUAACUUUAAUUUUUUUUUUCUUCAUAGAAUUGUUUUAUUGUUUCAGAAGCAAGUAAUUACGUACAUACGUGUUGCUAUCAGUAACAGGGAAUUAGUUCACAGAUAUUUUGACACGUAUUUAUGAUAAAUAUGUUAUAUAUUCUUAAGUUCUUUUGUUUUUAUCAGAGAUUUAUGAGAUGGCAUGCCAUGCAUUGUACCAGAAGAGCUGAAUACAAAAUAUAAAAUACCA